Aureobasidium pullulans EXF-150 is the source of this 552-nucleotide messenger RNA. RefSeq lists its product as uncharacterized. Bases 1 to 552 code for a protein of 183 amino acids. Gene Ontology annotation, cellular component: nucleus; pre-snoRNP complex. The transcript has 2 exons. Gene Ontology annotation, biological process: box C/D snoRNP assembly; maturation of LSU-rRNA from tricistronic rRNA transcript (SSU-rRNA, 5.8S rRNA, LSU-rRNA); snoRNA localization. Lineage: Eukaryota; Fungi; Ascomycota; Dothideomycetes; Dothideales; Saccotheciaceae. The record is from RefSeq and is a predicted model, not a curated record.
AUGGGAGAAAUCUGUGGAGUCUGUUCGCAGAACGAGUCCAAGUACAAGUGCCCAUCUUGUCAAGUGCGAUACUGCUCCAUCGCAUGCUUCAAACAACAUAAAGAGACGCACGCAAAUGACCCACCAAAAGAGAAGCCCGCCCCUGCGCAACCGAUAGCUGCCGAAACAACCACAGUGCCAACCACCACAAGGAACGCCCUCCCAGGAAGCACCAAGAAAAUAGACUUCACCAAUUUCGAAUCAGACCCAGAACUCCUACGCCUACUAUCUCGUUACCCAAACCUGCGCAUCCAGCUCCAGAGCGUCUAUGGUCUGACUCUAGAACCUCCACCGCAAGAGCAGCCUUCGUCCAACUACAGAGGCAGAGGUAGAGGCAGAGGAAGAGGAGGUUUCCAUCAGCAAUCCCACUGGUCGCAAGCAAAAGGUGACAAAGAGGCUACCGAAUCUUUCAAGAAUAUGAGACGUGUCGAGGGUGAUGACCAAGGGCUGGCUGAGUUUGUUCACUUGCUCAAGAUGAGAUUUGCGACUGAUGCUGGACACGCUGGCCCUUGA